Molecule: messenger RNA, 2082 nt
Organism: Trichoderma atroviride IMI 206040
Lineage: Eukaryota; Fungi; Ascomycota; Sordariomycetes; Hypocreales; Hypocreaceae
Source: RefSeq, a predicted model, not a curated record
AUGGCAGCGAGUCCUCUUCUCAUUACUUCUGACUUGCCGCAGAGCACGUCUCAAAGCCCGGUUGCGCCUCAAAUAACCAAGGCGCGUGGGGACAUCGCGUCGGCAACUUCGACCACCGCGGCUAUGAUAGCGAGCCUUUCACCUCCGGCUACGAGCCCUGCGAGCCGGCAGCUAUCGAUGGCUGGAUCAAAUACAAUAGGCAGCUCCCUACCAGCCACUACGCCGGGGGCUUCUUCGAUUGGAGCUGCCGCCAAAGUAUCAGCGGAAGAUAGUUCGGCACAGCGCCUCGUGCGCAGCGUGAGCGCUUCUACCAAUGCUAGCAACGGAGUGGUGGAUCACACGAUGGAGCGAAGCGGUUCACAUUACAGCCAGCCGCAGUAUGGCCGAGGGCAGGAGCAUCAGAUUGGGCCCCAUGGAUCCUCUGCUCCGCCAAAAGCGAUCCAAGAUCAGGGAAAAUCCAGCUCGUAUACGGCGCUUUGGGAGCUGGUGCGGAAGACGGAUCCGUCUGUGGUUCGACAAGUUGUCCGGGAGAACUGGCAAAAAUGUUUGACCGGAUCAGAUUACCACUCUACCUUUGUUUUAAACGCUACCAUCACCUGCUCCCCCCCUGCGGUCCUGAGCCGCACUCUCUUUGACACCGGCAACAAAAUCGUCAAAACAUCAGGCCGUGAGAUCGCCAAGCAUUUUGGCACUGAGGAUCUUGAUCAGGUGUCAGACCUCUUUGGGCCUAAGCUUAGCGUACACUUUCAAGAUCGGGUUAUGGCUGCUCGUUUGGAGACCAUCGGAGCGCAAGACCUCAUCAACGCUCUGUCCAGAGCUGAGCGUCUUGGCUAUCAUAUCAACGACAUAGUCCAGAAGCAGCCUGGUCCAGGGGGCGAGACCGUUAUUCCAUCCAUGUCGGCAGUCCCUCCGGUGCCACCACACAACAGCCGUGGCGGCGCACCCCCACCUGCAAUGGCACCCUACCAAGUCCAAGGACCCCCGCAGCAGCCUCAGCCAUAUGGAAGCCAGAUGAACAGCAUGAGUCAUCCAGCAGCCCAGCAUUCUUCUCAGACGCCAAAACGGUCUGCUCCAGCCUUGCCGACAUGGGCAAAACAAUGCCGGAUGUGCAAGCGCCCCUGUAGCAGCGAGGAGGCUCUCAGUUAUCAUUUGAAAAAGGCCAAGUGCCAAACUUCAAACCCUCACCCAAUUCCGGUGGAUGGGGAUACAUGCGUUCAUUGCGGCUGCCAUUUUGAAAGCCCUGGAGGUCUCUCCUAUCACUCUAAGAGCGAUGUCUGCGGAAAGCACAGCGAGGAAAAGAAAGCGCAAAUAACUGCAAUACUGCAAUAUACUGCCUGGGGCCAGCCAGCUAGUUCACACGGAGCCACGCCUCCGGCCAUGAUACCCAGUCACGUAGCUAAUACGGUAUACACUCCCGUCUGGAAGCAAAGGGCGGCUGGGCCCUCAUCGACCCCAAGUCCUUCCGGGAACGACCCGUACGCAAAGCUUUCGGCGGCGGAUCGAGUCAAGUUUGACGCGGAAAUGAGAGGGGUCGAUGAAUACUAUGGUAAUCUGAUGAGGGAAGCUUCUGCGAAGUUGCCAGCUGGACAGCGUGAAGAGGAACUCGCUAAGCUGAAAAACCGGUACAAUACCAAGCAGAGUAACACUCGAAAGAAAUACGGAAUCCGGCUUCGCGAGAGGCGUGCCAAUACCGAUGUCGAUCGCUCCUGGAACACCAGCGCCGCAAAGAGGGCCCGCGUUGAUGAUGGACCGGUAGGCCCUCCUCAGCCUAUCCAUAACGAACAGGCAGCAAAUAAUCAAUCACAUUUCCCCAGCGUCAAGGAAUCUCCACGGAUGAGAGUUCCCCUGUCUACGAUGGGAGGGCUGUCGGCUUCCUCGGCUACUGCAGAACUCGUUGAUCCCACAUCAUCUUCCACUCCAGUUAACGGCCAGUCUUCAGCACCAGCUACAGCUUCACUCGGAAUCAACAAAGCUCCGCACGACAAACUACGAGGAACAUCUGGCGACCCUAUGCAAAUCGAUAGCAACGACUCUAGCAAUAGUACGGACUCAGAAGACGUGGAUAUUCCGGCUAGAAUUUAA